UAUGUGAACUUGUGAUUGAGAGUCAAUUUUGGAGCUUUGGUGAAUUCAACUCCUCGGGGAUGAGAUGUGAUUCGGUGAAUUAUGAAAAUUGUUGUGGUUUUUUGGGUUCUCGGGGGCUUCCUCGGAAUUACAGGAGCAAUGAUCCCCGUUGGAAAUAAAAGUGCUGAGGUCCUCCAGGAGUAUAGGCCUGAGGGGCCUUUGGUUAUGUGCAAGUUCUUGCCUGUGGAUUUUAUUGAUUGUGAGGAACCCUUUGAUCAUAAGGGAAACAAAACUGCGAAGAUGGAAAGCGGAUAUGGCUGCGUCAAGUUUGGGGGUUCUCGAUACGACGAAGUGGAGAAAGCCAAUGUUUCCUGCUCAGUUCUUCCUGACAUUGAGUGCUACGGCCCCAGGACUUUCUACAGAGAUGGUGUCCCCUGCAUAAAGUACAGUGGCCAUUACUUCACCCUGACCCUCCUCUACAGCAUUCUAUUGGGGUUCCUGGGAAUGGACCGCUUCUGUCUAGGCCACACUGGCACAGCAGUGGGCAAACUGCUAACCCUGGGGGGCCUGGGAAUCUGGUGGGUCGUCGAUGUCAUACUUCUGGUGACCAACUCACUUCUGCCUGAGGAUGGAAGCAACUGGAAUCCAUUCGUAUAGCCAAGAGUCACGAUACGACACUAGUGGCUUCAAUCUUGUUGUCCAGUGUGUAUAUUCUCCAAAACGUAUCUCUCACUCUUAGUUCCACUUUCUCCAGAUCACUCACUGCAUUUAAACGAAAUGUGUAUAUAUUUUUUAAAAAUAGGGGGUGUGUAAAUAAAACAUUUUUUUAUUCUAUAAA
Molecule: messenger RNA, 817 nt
Organism: Fopius arisanus
Lineage: Eukaryota; Metazoa; Arthropoda; Insecta; Hymenoptera; Braconidae
Gene: amrt
Product: amaretto
Exons: 3
Coding region: 82-636 (184 amino acids)
Source: RefSeq, a predicted model, not a curated record